Messenger RNA from Mustela erminea (ermine), 1834 nucleotides. RefSeq names its product chromosome 3 C5orf46 homolog (gene C3H5orf46). NCBI's taxonomy places the organism in Eukaryota, Metazoa, Chordata, Mammalia, Carnivora, Mustelidae. The transcript is spliced from 4 exons. Bases 34 to 306 code for a protein of 90 amino acids. The record is from RefSeq and is a predicted model, not a curated record.
CUCUGGGUGCAUCCAAACAGGUGAUCUGCACCGAUGCCCAGUGCUGCAGGCAUGGCUGUCUCUGUGCUGCGGCUGACAAUUGUCCUGGGACUACUCGCCCUCAUCCUGACUUGCCAGGCCGAUGACAAACCAGAUGACAAGCCAGAUGGCUCGGACAAAAACCCAGAGCCAGAAUUCCCCAAAUUCCUAAACAUCUUGGGCACAGAGAUCAUUGAGAAUGCAGUGGAGUUCAUCCUCCGCUCCAUGACCAGGAGCACAGGAUUUAUGGAAUUUGAUGAUAAACAAGGAGAACAUUCAGCAAAGUGACUUUCCCAGGACACACCCGCAAGGCUCCAGAAUAACCCAAGGGCAGCCAAUCCUGCUUUUCCAGUUCUGCUUCCUGAGUCCUCCAGAACAGAGGCCCCAAAAGCAGCUCCAAGCAAGUUCUCAGAAUUCAGGACCUGGCUCAACCAAACACAACUUACUUUAAACAUCCUGACUUUGCAUUCUUGCCUCUAGAAGUCAGAAUAAAUAUGUCUCCUUAGGGGUCACAUAUCCUAGGUAACUGAGAUUUUUAUUGGUAGUAGUAGUAACUUUCCGGGGCAUAUUUAAUGCCAACAAAUAUAAAAUAUACAGAAGUUAUUAUUAGCCAUCCAAAGAAUGGUUCAAAAUAAGGAAGCUACAGCCCAGAUAAAGUAAUGUGUCCAAAGUCAAAGAACUAGGAAAAGAAAGAAAGGGAAUUUGAACCUGACUCCAAAGAACAAACCCUUCACCCACCAAAAUGUAUGAAGUUUCACAGUUAAAAGCUUCAUAUAUUCUUUUUGGAAAGUCUUUCAAAUACAUCUGAGUCCACUCUCCUGGGCUAGGUAAAUUAAAAACCAACCAUGUUUCAAAGAAACAAACUUACUACAGUUCCAGAGAGUCUUCAUCAUUCUUAUAGAAUAGGAGAGUGUCAGGGAUGGGAGAGUCUGGAAAAGGACCCAUUACACAGAGGCGGGGCCCAGUGGCCACUGUUACGGUACUUGCCAACUUGGUCACAGAGGAUCAAACUCCUGUAUAACCUGAUCCACCUGAGCCAGAAAGAUUCUCCCAGAAUUAUUUAUGUGGCCAGUAGGAACAGACUGAAAUCAUGGAGCAUGAUGAUAAUUAUGGCAGUGCCCUAGAAUAAAGGAUCUCGGUAUUUCUGCUACUGGGUUCUCAAAAGCUGUCCAGCAUCUAGCCUUUCCUAAGCACUCUGAAAGCAACAGCAGUGUUUCAACAAAUCUUUUUUUUUUUUGUAUUGCUUCCUAUUUUAAUAGCCAGAAUAUGUCUACAUACAACACAAAGAACCUUUAAUAAUAGAAAUAACUUUAAUAGUGAACACCUACAAAAUACUGAAAAUUCAUCUAACUCCCUACAAUGUAUUCAGACAAACCACCUUUUGCAUUUUCCAGAGAUUGUUCCAAUUUCUUCUUUUUUUUUACUGAGAUAAAACUGCAUUUAUUCUAAGUAGGUUUAAGGUAUAAACGUGAUCAUUUGAUAUACACGUAUAGUACAAAAUGAUUGUAAGAAUUAGGUUAGUUAACACAUCUAUCACUCACAUAUUUACUAUUUUUUUGGAGUAAAAAUUUUUAAGAUAUACUCUCUUAGCAACUUACAAGCCCAUGAUACAGUAUUAUUAACUACAGUCACCAUACUGCUCCUUAUCAUCCCCAGAAAGUAUUGCUCUAAUAACUGCAAAUUUGUAUCCUUUGACAACCUUCACCUAUUUCCCCCACCACCUUCUGCCCGUGGCAACCAUCAAACUACUGUUUCUCUGAGUUCCAUUUUUUUUGGAUUCCACAUGUAAAUGAGACAAAUACUUUCUCUGCCUGAC